CUCUCACUCACUCUCUCGUUCACUCUCUCUCCUCCCUUCAAGUGAAUUUAAAUUCACAGAGAGCAAGGUGAACAAAACUUCCUUGUUUUCCAAAGUCCGGUCAGCUGAGGAUGGCGGACAGCGAUUUGUAUCGGCUUUACCAUGGUCUCAUGCUGCCUACGAUUGCUCACACAGAUGAAAGUCUCAACUACCUCCAGAAUUUUCAAGUUAGAGAUGACGAUAUCUUUGCUGUAACCUAUCCAAAAUCUGGUACCACAUGGAUGCAGGAAAUUCUUCCCCCACUCCUGAAUGGAGGAGACCUGACCUCAGUGCAAACCAUCCCCAACUGGGAGAGGGUUCCAUGGCUGGAGGAAAACCGAGCUCCACGGGUCCUCGAUAAAUUCCCUUCCCCGAGAGCCAUCGUCUCUCACAUGCCUUAUCAUUUGAUGCCUUCCACCUUUUUCAACUCCAAAGCCAAGGUGAUCUACAUUGCUCGCAAUCCUAAAGAUGUUCUAGUCUCAUCUUUCCACUUUCAUAAAAUGGCAACUUUCCUUGAAGACCCUGGAACAUUUGAAGAGUUCAUAGACAAAUUCCUGUCAGGAAAAGUUCUUUUCGGGAAGUGGACUGACCAUGUGAAAAGUUGGCGAAACCCUGAGCUCGGGGACAGAAUUCUGUACAUCACCUAUGAAGAAAUGUUUCAGGACCUCCGUGAAGUCGCGGAGCGGAUUUUAAAGUUUCUCGGUCGGGGGCUCAGCGCAGACGCUCUGGAUCGUGUGGUCAAUAAUGGCACUUUCAAAAAUAUGAAAACAAACAAAAUGUCAAACUACUCUCUGGUGCCAGAUGUCGUUUUGGACAAGAAGAAGUCAAACUUCCUCAGAAAAGGUAUCGCUGGAGACUGGAAGAAUCACUUCAGCCCUGAACUUGAUGCCAAAUUCACAGCUGUAAUUCAGGAGGAAAUGAAAGGAAGUAAUAUCAGAUUCCCAUGGGAUGAGAAAUAAGCGAAUCUCUUGUAAUAGUGUCUUAGUGCACAUCAAAAUAAACAGUCAUAGUUGCAAUGUG
Molecule: messenger RNA, 1038 nt
Organism: Pimephales promelas (fathead minnow)
Lineage: Eukaryota; Metazoa; Chordata; Actinopteri; Cypriniformes; Leuciscidae
Gene: sult2st3
Product: sulfotransferase family 2, cytosolic sulfotransferase 3
Molecular function (GO): sulfotransferase activity
Source: RefSeq, a predicted model, not a curated record